AUGACUGUGAAGGAGACCAUCCACAUGGAGAUUCAAGUUGUUUCAAGGGAAUACAUCAAGCCAUCUUCUCCAACACCCUCUCACCUUAGAACCUUCACCAUUUCUCUCUUGAACCAGCUCGUCAGUACUGGUUACGUCCCCUUGGUCUUUCACCACCCCAUACCCGAUGCCAGCUCUAUCAAGCCAAUCUUGGCUCAUGUAGGUUUUAUACAACCUGAUUUCUCGGCCAAACACAGAUUAAGCGCGAUACACAGAGUUCUAUUCAUAGAAACCCAUGUUCGUUGUGACAUGUCCGAGUUUCUUGAAAGACCUGAAAUCGAAGUCCUGCACCGAUUUGUUCCUUACCAAGGCUUCGUUCCAGAGCCACCAAAUACCUUAUCUCACGUAGCUAUUCAAGCCAACGUAUUUGCUUCUGGGGGAAUUUCCAUUGGUUUGUCAAUGUCGCACAAGGUGUUAGAUGCAAAUACACUGGCUUCUUUCCUUAGGUGUUGGACUGCCUUGUCUAGCGGCUGUCAGGACCAAGCAAUAUUCCUUGACCUCAGCUCAGCAUCCUUGCUUUUGCCUCCUAGCUCAGAACAACUACCAGGUAGCAUGCAUGGCGUAUUGCAAAGAGAAUUGGUUGAAUCAAGGGAAAAGCACCUUGAGGAGAUUUGUGUUCGAUAG
Molecule: messenger RNA, 663 nt
Organism: Diospyros lotus (date-plum)
Lineage: Eukaryota; Viridiplantae; Streptophyta; Magnoliopsida; Ericales; Ebenaceae
Product: vinorine synthase-like
Exons: 3
Coding region: 1-663 (220 amino acids)
Source: RefSeq, a predicted model, not a curated record